This is a messenger RNA of Paramecium sonneborni, 2720 nucleotides long. The record is from the annotation of a GenBank genome assembly. NCBI's taxonomy places the organism in Eukaryota, Ciliophora, Oligohymenophorea, Peniculida, Parameciidae.
AUGGCUUAGAACCAAAUAGUAGGAGCAAUUAAAAUAAAAGACGGAUUAUUUAUUGGAGAUGAAUUUGCAUCAUAGGUUUAGUAUUGAAUUUAUAAAAGGAUCGAGAAUUUAUAAUUACAAAUAAAGUAACACAUAUAAUAAAUUGUGCUGGUACAGAAAUUCAAAAUAAAUGGACAUUAAUGGGUACAAAGUAUUUAACUUUUAAUUGGUUGGAAUAAGAUAACGAAGUAUCUAUUUAUAUUUUUAUUUUUAGGUCUUGUUUGAUGAACGAGGUGAAAAUGUAAAUAAAAUAUUUACAUUCAUUGAAGAAUGUUUUCAAUAAGGUGAGAGUUGUUUGGUACAUUCAGUUAGAGGAUAGAGUAGAGCAUGCUGUGUACUUGCUGCUUAUUUUAUGAAAAAGUUCGUUAAAUUAUUUAAAUUUAUUAGAUAUUCAUGGACAUUGUAUAAAACACUUGAAUAUUUAAAUUCUAGACGUCCUGAUCUUGAAAUUAGAGCAUCUUUUUUUUAUUAACUAAAUGCAUUAGAAAAUAAAAUGAAUAAAUUAGGACCAAAAAGAACUGCAUCAUGGAAUGAACUUACUUCGGACGAAUCAAAUCCUUAAAAUGUUUAAGAAGAAUUAAUCAUUAGAAAUACUUUUUUGAAUUCACAUAAUGGACCUGUUGAUGAAAUUUAUACUAAUUUAUAAGCUAAAUAAGUAUUAAAUAUAAAUCAUUUUUAGGGAGUUCUUGGUAAACUUACAAAUUAAAAGUUAAAAUGGAAAGAUUAAAUAAAUAAAGAAAAUAUUUAAUUAGCUACUCUUGUUUAUACAGGUUCUCCUGAUUUUGUACCUGUUUCUGAAAUCAAUCUAAAACGUGAUUCAGAUACUUCUAUACUAAAAGUAAUAAUCAAAUUUAAUUAGGGAGCAUAAAAAAAUCAAUCCUCAAUCUAAUUACCUAAAUAACCUUAAAUCUAAUCAAGUUUUCCUAAAAGUAAUUAAAAUACAACACAAGUAAGAACUGAAAGUAGCAAAUCAUAACAAUAAGAUUAAACUGAUAUUACAAUCAAUUCUAAUUUAAUUUCUGCUAAUUUAACUAGUAUACCUUCCUUUUAAAAUUUAUUAUUGCACUGUGCAGCUAAAAGUAAAACACCAUUAUAAUAAUAAUAAUAACCACAAUAGCUAUAAUAAUAACCGCAACAAUAAUAAUAAUUAUUAUCCUAACAAUCUAAUAUACCAUAAUUCUAAUAAUAAUAAUAAAUCAUAAUUGAACAAAAUAACAAAAAGCCUUAAUUAUUGAAUAAUUUUAUUAAAACUACUGAGAAUCAAACAGAAUAAUAAUAACAGCAUUUAUUAGGAAAUAUAUUAAAUACUAAUAAUUAAAUUCUGUAGAACACUUGUAAUCAAAUUAGAAGCAAUUCUUUACAAUAAAAUGAAGAAAAAAAGUUAUGUACAGAUAAUCAAAAUAGACCAAGCUCAUUGAAAUAAAAAGAUAACUAGAAUUCUAUUUUAACAAAUUUUUAAGAAUUCAAAAAUUAAGUUUAAUAAUCACUUAAUUAUUUUAAUAAAUAAACUGAGGCACUUUUAAAUUUUGAUAAAUAAUCCUAAUAAUCCUAAACAACAUAAAUUUCAAAUCAAUAAAAUAAUACAAUUUAAUAAAAAAAUAAAUUAGAUUAAUUAAUAAGUCCAACAUUAGUAUAAACAAUGAAUUCUACUAAGCAUUCAGAAAUAUAAAAAACUCUCACCUAAUCCAUUUCUUAAUUAUAAUCUAGUUAUUAAAAAUUUCAACAACUUUAAUAAAAAACUUAAAUAAAACAGUCAUAAUCUCAAUCUUGCAUUUAAAAAUAAAACAUUUAAAAUUCUGAAUUAUCUUAAAUUAAUUAGCCAUCUAUGUUAAAAUAAGUAACUUUAAUAGAUAGAAGUUCUUCUUUAAAUAAAAAUUAAGAAAUAAUAGAUUCAAAGCUCAGGCCUAAUAGUACUGAAAUUAAAGAUUAGCAAAAAUCUAUUGGAAUAUAAAAAAAAGAAAACUUAUCUCCUUUUUCAAAAGAUCAACCAAAAAAAGUAUCACAACAAGGACCUCCUUUACCAUAAUCUAGUUCAUAAAUAUACUUAAGAAAUGUAUAAUGUAGAAGAUAAGCUGCAUCUACUUUGAGAAAUUAAUAAAAACCAAAUAAUUCCUUUUAAGAUAAGUACCUAAAUUAAAGUGCUAAUUAAGCAUAAAACAAUAGUUUUAAUAAUAAUAGCAAUUCUGCUAUUGAAGCUGAUUAAAAAUAACAAACAAAAGGAAUAGUUUCAGAUCUUAAUUAAUUUAAAAAAUUGAUAUCCCCUUAAAAUCCGACUAAAAGUUAAGCUUAAUUUGUUAAAAAUUAGCCAAUAAAAGUCUUGCAAGAAUUAACAGAAAAAACUCAAUCAUAAAAAUAAGUGUAAAAUUUUUAAAAUAUUUUAUAGAAAAGCCAAAGAUAAUAUUUCUUCAACUAGCUUUACAUUAGUUUAAAAACCGUCUUCAGUAAAUACGAGAACUUUUUCGCCUGCUAUUAAAAGUAUUUAAUUUACAUCAAUUCUAGAUGAGCCGAAAAGUAAGACUACAAAUGAUUCUACUUUAAGACAUAAAAUUAGAAAUUCUUCUCCAGGUAAAAAUAUUAAAUUUUCUAAUCUUAGGAAUAGCAAAGGAUUAGGAUUAAUCUAAUUCAUUUUAAAAUAUAUCAUAAACUUUACAAGGAAAAAAUAGUUGGAAAAUGUUUUGAUA